AUGGACGAAUGUCUCUCUUUUACCGAUCAUACCCAGAAUCUUACAUCUAAACUUAUGGGAUCAUUGUGUCAGAUCAGCCGAGUUCAACACUUAUUCGAUAAGAAAACUCUGAUAUCUAUAAUCAAUUCUCUUGUGUUUAGUAAAUUGUAUUAUUGCUCGACUGUUUGGGCAGGUACCUUUAAAGAGAAUAUAAGGAAAUUACAACUGGUUCAAAAUUUUGCUGCCAGAAUAAUUUCUGGCAAGAGGAAUUUGACCAUAUUUCAUCCACAAUUAAAGACCUUGGAUGGUUAUCAGUCCAGGACAUGUUAG
Messenger RNA from Paramuricea clavata, 309 nucleotides. Lineage: Eukaryota; Metazoa; Cnidaria; Anthozoa; Malacalcyonacea; Plexauridae. The record is from the annotation of a GenBank genome assembly.